AUGAAUUGGCGCUCAGAACGUAUAUGGAUAGAACUUAUAACGGGAUCUCGAAAAAUAAGUAAUUUCUCUUGGGCCUUUAUCCUUUUUUUAGGUUCAUUAGGAUUCGUAUUGGUUGGAAUUUCCAGCUAUCUUGGUAGGAAUUUGCUAUCUUUAUUUCCCACCCAGCAAAUUCUUUUUUUUCCACAAGGAAUUGUGAUGUCUUUCUAUGGGAUCGCGGGCCUCUUUAUUAGCUCUUAUUUGUGGUGUACAAUUUCGUGGAAUGUAGGUAGUGGUUAUGAUCUUUUCGAUAAAAAAGAAGGAAUAGUAUGUAUUUUUCGUUGGGGAUUCCCUGGAAAAAAUCGUCGCAUCCUUUUCCGAUAUCUUAUAAAGGAUAUCCAAUCUAUUAGAAUAGAACUUAAAGAGGGUAUUUCUACUCGUCGUGUUCUUUAUCUGGAAAUUAGAGGCCAGGGAGCCAUUCCUUUGACGCGUACUGAUGAAAAUAUGACUCCACGAGAAAUUGAACAAAAAGCUGCUGAAUUGGCCUCUUUUUUGCGUGUACCAAUUGAAGUCAUGCAAACUAUAAAUACCUUUUCUUGGAUAAAAGAACAGAUUACUCGAUCCAUUUGCAUAUCGCUCGUGUUAUAUAUAAUAACUCGAUCCUCCAUUUCGAAUGCAUAUCCCAUUUUCGCACAGCAAGGUUAUGAAAAUCCACGAGAAGCAACUGGACGUAUUGUAUGUGCCAAUUGCCAUUUAGCUAAUAAGCCCGUGGAUAUUGAAGUUCCACAAGCGGUCCUUCCAGAUACUGUAUUUGAAGCGGUUGUUCGAAUUCCUUAUGAUAUGCAAUUAAAACAAGUUCUUGCUAACGGCAAAAAGGGGGGGUUGAAUGUGGGGGCUGUUCUUAUUUUACCUGAGGGAUUUGAAUUAGCCCCACCCAAUCGUAUUUCUCCAGAGAUGAAAGAAAAGAUAGGCAAUCUUUCUUUUCAGAGCUAUCGCCCCAAUAAACAAAAUAUUCUUGUAAUAGGUCCCGUUCCUGGGAAAAAAUAUAGUGAAAUUACCUUUCCUAUUCUUUCCCCGGAUCCUGCCACUAAGAAAGAUGUUCACUUCUUAAAAUAUCCCAUAUAUGUAGGUGGUAACAGAGGAAGGGGCCAGAUUUAUCCUGACGGAAGCAAGAGUAAUAAUACAGUUUAUAAUGCCACAGCAGCAGGUAUAGUAAAGAAAAUUGUACGAAAAGAAAAGGGCGGAUACGAAAUAAGCAUAGCGGAUGCCUCGGAUGGACGUGAAGUGGUUGAUAUUAUCCCUCCAGGACCAGAGCUUCUUGUUUCAGAGGGUGAAUCUAUCAAACUUGAUCAACCAUUAACAAGUAAUCCUAAUGUGGGUGGAUUUGGUCAGGGAGACGCCGAAAUAGUACUUCAAGACCCACUGCGCGUACAAGGUCUUUUGUUCUUCUUUGCAUCUGUUAUUUUGGCACAAAUCUUUUUGGUUCUUAAAAAGAAACAGUUCGAGAAGGUUCAAUUGUCCGAAAUGAAUUUCUAGAUUCGUGGAUUUAUCAAUAUCAAACUUGUAACAAGAACAAAAUUAACAAUUAUUUGACAAUAUUGGACGAUCAAUAAAUAAAAAAAUUAUGAGAAGGUUCUUUUUGUUUGUUUAUACUUUUCUUCUACAUCUACCAGAAGUUUGG
This is a messenger RNA of Amaranthus tricolor (Joseph's coat), 1657 nucleotides long. RefSeq names its product cytochrome f-like. Gene Ontology annotation, cellular component: chloroplast; thylakoid; thylakoid membrane. Bases 1 to 1512 code for a protein of 503 amino acids. The record is from RefSeq and is a predicted model, not a curated record. Lineage: Eukaryota; Viridiplantae; Streptophyta; Magnoliopsida; Caryophyllales; Amaranthaceae. The transcript has 2 exons. Gene Ontology annotation, biological process: photosynthesis. Gene Ontology annotation, molecular function: iron ion binding; electron transfer activity; heme binding.